AUGAUGGCAGAGACUGGCACGAUCCCAUUCACAUACAACCAGGAAACGUACCAGACCUGGUACAAAGUGGUCGGCGACAUCUCCUCCGAUAUACGGCCUGUCAUCGCACUCCAUGGCGGCCCCGGCUUCUCUCACCAUUACAUGCUCCCUCACGCCGAGCUCGCGAAAUCCCGUGGCAUUCCCGUCAUCUUCUACGACCAGAUCGGCAACGGCGAGUCGUCUCACCCCGCCAACAAGCCGAAGGAGUUCUGGUCGCUGGACCUCUUCAUGGACGAGCUCGACAACCUCCUCGCCCACUUCCGCAUCAACGACAACUUCGACCUCGUCGGCCACUCCUGGGGCGCCAUGCUCGCCCUGCACUACGCCUCGCACCGUCAGCCACAGGGAUUAAAGCACCUCGUUAUUGUCAGCGGCACCCCCGCAACGGAGCUCUGGGUUGAGGGGACGACCAGACUGCGCAAGCAGCUGCCGCCCGACGUGCUCGACGUGCUCGAGCGCCACGAGGCUGCAGGGACGACGGACAGCAAGGAGUACCAGGACGCGCUCAUGGUCUUCUACAAGAAGCACGUCUGCACCCUCGAUCCGUGGCCCAAGCAGCUGCUCCAGUCGUUUGACGUGAUGGGCAAGGAUCCCACCGUGUACACGACCAUGUGGGGCUCGUCCGAGAUGUCCGCCGACGGAACGCUGCGCACCUGGACCUGUGUCGAUCAGCUGCACACCAUCCACUGCCCGACGCUGCUCACCAACGGGCGCAUGGACGAAGCGCACGACGUGAAUGUCAUGCCCAUGUUCAACAAGUUGCCGCGCGUCAAGUGGGUCCAGUUCGCCAACAGCAGCCACCUCGCCUUCUUCGAGGAGCCUGAGCGAUACAUUGCCGUCGUAUCCGACUUUUUGCUGAACGCUUAG
Molecule: messenger RNA, 906 nt
Organism: Rhodofomes roseus
Lineage: Eukaryota; Fungi; Basidiomycota; Agaricomycetes; Polyporales; Fomitopsidaceae
Product: proline-specific peptidase
Exons: 2
Coding region: 1-906 (301 amino acids)
Biological process (GO): proteolysis
Molecular function (GO): peptidase activity
Source: RefSeq, a predicted model, not a curated record